Messenger RNA from Ectocarpus sp. CCAP 1310/34, 1341 nucleotides. Lineage: Eukaryota; Phaeophyceae; Ectocarpales; Ectocarpaceae. The record is from the annotation of a GenBank genome assembly.
CUUGAUUGUUGUUAUGUACCAUUGGUCCGCGGCAAUCCUCCAUCCUGCAUCGGAGAAUAACAACAAGAACAACCGUACCUGUUAGAUAUGAAUGCAAACGGAUGUCCAUCAGCAGCAGCGGCAACCCCCACGAGGCCAAAAACACCUGGGAGUGCCACGCAAGGACCAGUAGUGCUGGCUCCUCCAUCGGCUGUACCCGCUACAGCCCCAGCAGCAGCACCGGCUGUGUUCCAAACACCGUGCAGAAAGGAUAGCGCGCCACGCCGCUGCAGCAUCAGCAGCAGCAAAGGCAGCUGUAGCGUUAGGAAGAUGGCCAAUGGUGAACGGGCUAGCGUUGGGGAUGGCGAAGGGAGGGCGGAGCUGACGACGCCGGCGUGCCGAGGCGGCAGCUGCGCGAUUUGCCUUAGCCCACUGAAAAAGCCGUCCGGAGCUAAAAAGGAGGUUUACACCGUUCGGGUGUGCCAGCACAUGUUCCACCGGGUAUGUCUGGUGGAAAACCGACGAGCCGGCAACACGGGCUGCCCCUACUGCCGUGGCGACCUGGAGCGUGGCCUCACGCCGGAGGCCACCGCGGCGGAGAGGAAAGCGAGGGUCCUCGCGGCGCAGCAGCAGGACCAGAGGGAGGCGAUUAGGAACGCGGCCGGGCGGGCUCGCAUGGCGUUGGCGAGGAGCCUGAGGCUGCGUGAAGAAGCACUCGCACGCGAGGCGGCGACAGCAGCGGGAGCGGCUACCGCGGCCGAAGGGGGCGGAGACUCGACACUAGUCCAAAGCUACUGAUAGUUCCUUCGUCUUGUAUUUGAACAUUCCGGAACCAUAUGCGGUCAAGGAUAAGGAUAACUCAAAAUUGCCUUUGUAAAAAUAGCACCGGAUAGAAGGGUGGAUGCACUGAGGGACGUAUAGUUUCGGUGUGGAGCACAGAAGUGCCAUUGCCUUCACCGUCAGAGUUACCGACAACGAUAUGGGGCUGCAGUGUCGGGAAGAGGAGAGUUCGAUGCUUUGGGACAACAGUUGGCCGAACGAGGGGUCUUUUGAAGAGGAUCUCGCGUGUACACUUCAAAGCAGUGUCAAGGGGCGUAGGAGCGAGGGAGAAGUGGCAGCGCUCGCAGUCUUGUUGUCCAAUCUUGUAAUGGCAAUCUUGGUGUUUUGCAUUCGUUGGCUCAUCCAAAGGCGCGCGGCUUAAACCGUGCCGAGCCAGGUCACCUUGCGGUAGGAAAUAAGAUCAAAGUGGCGUGGGAGGUACACGGGCCUGCAGUAGGCUUGGCUACCGUUGCAAUUGUUCGCUUGUUCUGCACAGCGCAAGUUUUUGUUGCAAUGUAAGGAGUGCAUCGAACAAUAUGGACC